Saxophila tyrrhenica is the source of this 1965-nucleotide messenger RNA. RefSeq lists its product as uncharacterized. Gene Ontology annotation, cellular component: U4/U6 x U5 tri-snRNP complex. Bases 1 to 1965 code for a protein of 654 amino acids. Gene Ontology annotation, biological process: maturation of 5S rRNA; mRNA cis splicing, via spliceosome. Lineage: Eukaryota; Fungi; Ascomycota; Dothideomycetes; Mycosphaerellales; Extremaceae. The record is from RefSeq and is a predicted model, not a curated record. The transcript has 2 exons.
AUGGACGCCGCCUCGAUCGAGCAGAUGAACAAGGUUCGAGUGUCGCUCGGCAUGGCGCCGCUGCCAGUGCCGGGCGAUGGACCGCAGUUCAAGCAGAACGAGGAGUCUGAGUCCGGCUCGGAGAGCGACGAACUCAGCACCCUCGACAAGCGGCAGGCUGCGGCGGGCAACAAUUGGCAGAGGCUUGAAGAUGAGCGGAAAGACAAGAUUGAGCGGCAGCGGCGGAAGGACGCUGCUAAGAAGGCGAGAGAUGCCGCUCAGCGCAACUCAAAGCUUCAAGGCAAGGGUUUGGGAGACGCGGACGAUGACGAGGUGGACACGAGGACGUGGUUGAUGCAGCAAAAGAAGCGACAGAAGAAGAUCGAGAAGGCACGCAAAAUGGCGGAGGAGUUGGCGGCGAGAGAACAGCAGGCUGAGUAUACGAGUAAAGACCUGGCGGGCGUGAAAGUAGGGCACGAAGCGGACGAGUUCGAUGAGACAACUGGCGAGCAGGUUCUCACUCUGAAAGAUGCUGAAAUCGGGGACGAGAGCGAGGAUGACGAGCUUGAGAAUGCAGAAAUCAAGGCGAAGGAGAAGCUGGAGGAGAAGCUAAAGCUCAAGAAGAAGCGGCCUGACUAUGAUCCGACUGAGCAAGGAGAGAAGCAGGCUUUGCUGUCGAAGUAUGACGAAGAAAUUGAGGGCAAGAAGCAGAAGCGCUUCACUCUGGACGGCCAAGGAAAUACUGUUGCCGCCUCGAGACAGGCCCUGGAUGCAGACGGUCAAGUGAAGAGCAAAGGUGUCAAGAUCAGCCUGGACAUGCUCAAGGACGACACGUUAGCAUCGGAUUACGUUGAUCCAAGCACAGUCAAGAUGAAGAAGCCGAAAAAGAAAAAAGAGAAAAAGACGAGGCAGAAGCCGGCUGAUGAGGACGAUAUCUUCCCACUAGUUCAAUCUGCCGCAGAGUCAGCACCAAACGAUGACGCUAUGCAGGUUGAUGGAGGUAACGACACUGUUGCAGCGAACAGCAAGAAGCGCGCCUUUGAGUUCGAGGAUGACGAUGAUCUACAAGCGAGGCUGGCCGAGCAGAGACGGCAGGCUCUGAAGAAGAGAAAGAAAACGGGUGCGUCAGAGCUUGCUAGACAGGUGCGAGAAGAAAUGCCAAUCGACGAUGAAGAGCCUGAGGAUGGAGGCUUGACCAUCGAUGAGACUACCGAAUUCGUGGCGAAUUUGAAGAAGCCAGAAGCGCCCGAAGUACGAGACAGGCAAAGCAGGACUCCGCAGCCAGCCAACGCAACAUCGCCGGGCUCUGAAGAUGAAGAUGCUGACGGCGACACUGCUAUGGCCAACCAGUCCUACGCUAAUUUGGAGGAACGCGCUCAACGCAGACGAGAGACCUCUACACCUGCGGCAGCACAAGGGACGGCCACCGGGUUGGAGGACGAGGAGAAUCUUGCCGAGCAAGGCAUCGGCGCAUCGCUAGCCCUUCUCCGCAAACGUGGCUUGAUUGACGCAUCAGCCGAUGAGAAGUUGAGCGAACGUGAGCGGGCCCGCACGCAGUUCCUUGCGGACAAGCAACACCUCAUUGAUGAUUUCGACAACCGCGCACGCCAGGAACGUGAAGCGGAACGUCGCAAGGGUACUUGGGACAAGAUGUCGAAUCGUGAGCGUGAAACUUUCCAGAAGCAGCAGAACGAUGCCCGAGAGCGGUAUCUCAACCAAUUGCUCGACGAUGAGUUCAAGCGGAACUACAAGCCGAAUGUUGAGCUGAGGUACACAGAUGAGUUUGGCCGGAGGAUGAACCAAAAGGAAGCGUUCAAGCAUAUGAGCCAUAUGUUCCACGGCAAAGGAUCUGGGAAAGGCAAAACGGAGAAGAGGUUGAAGAAGAUUGAAGACGAGAAGAAGGAUGCGAUGCGUGGUGUCUUGAAUGUCGGCACGGAGGAGGGUGGCAUGAGUGUGGUCCAGGGCAGAGAAGAACUCAAAGCAUAG